GGCGGAGCUGCCGGGGCGGAGCCGCCCGGUGCCUGGCGCAGCCAUGGCGGGCGGCGGCGGGCGGCGGUGGGGGCCGGUGCCGCUGGCGGAGCCGCGGCGGGCGAUGCGGGCGGGGCUGGCGCUGCUCGUGCUGGGCCACGGGAGCCUCGUGCUCGGCGCCAUCGUGCACGGGUCGGUGCUGCGGCACGUGGCGGGCGCGCGCCGCUCCGGCUCCCCCGAGUACGCGGCCGCCAACGUCGUGUCCGUGGGUGCGGGGCUGCUGAGCAUCGCCGUUGGCAUCGUGUCCAUCCUGGUGUCGCACAACCGGUCGCGGGCGGCCCUGCACUGGACCCUGCUGAGCGUGUCCCUGUUGAACUGCCUCGUGUCCACAGCCUGCAGUGUGGGCCUGGCACUGGCCAUCGCCCUCACCGUCCGCAGCCGGGGCAUGCACCUCGUCGUGGGCUGCAAUAGCUCCGCACUGCCCAUGGAUGCUCGCAUGGCCAUCGCCACCAACGACUGCCCUUUCAACACCACACGUAUCUAUGACACAGCGCUGGCGCUCUGGUUCCCCUCCAUGGUGCUGGCAGCUGCGGAAGCGGUGCUGUCUGGGAGGUGCUUUCUGGUGGCUUUGAUCUACCGGGGCAUUGGGCCCUGUGCACGCAGCUACAGCACAGAGCAGCUGGCCGGGCCGAGUACAGUGAAGGAAUGGGCACCUCGUGAGAAUGAGCAGCAGCUCCUGGCAGGGCCGUCUGGGAUGUGUGCUUAGCGGGAGAGGUGUGCAGUAGGAGCGCUGUGAUCCAGCAAGAUGAUGCUGUGCCUGUGCCGUGAUCCGGCCCCGGGUGUGGAUGAGGGCAGGAUGGGCUGCAGCAGGGAGGGCUGUGCCUUCCCCCAGCCUCACCACCCCUCUUGGGAUUAAGCCUCCAGGUUCCAGUGCUGCUCAGGGGCACCAGGCAGCCCCCACCCUGCAGGUUCUGUGGGCCCGGCCACGCUCCCCGUUGCUCCCUGAGCUGCGAGGUACUGGCUGGUGCAGUGACGGCUCCAUUGAGCCUUUUUCCACAGCAGUGGAGCAGGCAGAGGUGCUGGCCUGGGGCUGGGUGGCCCGGCUGCAGAGCUCGCCGUGCCCACACUUGGGCAAGGCAGGGAGAGGAAGGGUAAGAACCCCUGGGUUGUGAGCCUGCAGUUUCCCUGAGUAAAUAAACUUUUCAUUUGCACAGUUGGCUGCUGUAAGCC
Cuculus canorus (common cuckoo) is the source of this 1209-nucleotide messenger RNA. It is a transcript of the gene KRTCAP3, whose product is annotated as keratinocyte associated protein 3. The coding region runs from base 44 to 745 and encodes 233 amino acids. The record is from RefSeq and is a predicted model, not a curated record. Lineage: Eukaryota; Metazoa; Chordata; Aves; Cuculiformes; Cuculidae. The transcript has 6 exons.